Alternaria arbusti is the source of this 1329-nucleotide messenger RNA. RefSeq lists its product as uncharacterized. The transcript has 2 exons. Bases 1 to 1329 code for a protein of 442 amino acids. The record is from RefSeq and is a predicted model, not a curated record. Lineage: Eukaryota; Fungi; Ascomycota; Dothideomycetes; Pleosporales; Pleosporaceae.
AUGGAAGUUCAAGGCGCAGUAAAUCUUUCCUUCAGUCAACAUCGUGUCGCACUCUGGCCGGCCAUACAGCAAAUACUCCCUAACGGUUUCGUCACUGUUCGAGCAGAGCUUCCGGAGGACUAUAUAGUCGAUAUUGAAAAUAGGCGAGCGCACUUGCCGAUACACAUCGAUCGUCCCUACGGCACUGUCCCUGAGAGCUGGCUGAUGAGCCUCCCGCAAUCGGCAGUCAAAGGCCUUGCAGACGCCUAUUUUGCCGUCUUCCACCGUAACACGCCGAUUCUUGACAAGUAUCAUUUCUUCUCAAGCACACUAGGCACAGCUAUGGAGAACGAGUUCGGGUACGACGUGGAGUCUGCGCUGGUACUCAACGUGCUUGCCUUAGGUUGCUUAGCUGUCAAGGCUCACGAGGAAGGCGACUUUGCUCUUCCCUCGCGCCACUCUCCAGCCAGACGUGGCUUCGUGCACCCGGAUUGGUACGAACUCGUUGCAGAUGAUCCACCGGGGCUCAAAUUCUUCAACGAAGCAAGGCAUCGCUUCGGCUUCCUCAUGUGCGAUAACGACGUUCAAGCAGUCAUCACGCAGGAACUGGACCUACUUCCGCAUAGCGGCCUGUUAGACUACGAGCCAGAUACGCCUCUACCGAAGUUUACCCAAUGCCCACGGCCAAAGACGUCCAUAUCGGGAUUGCUUACCGAUGAAGAGGACUCCUUCUUCAACUUCCACUUCCUCGCUCAAGCGGCCCAUCGCAUCAUCCUGACACGCGUGAAGCAGAGCCUGUAUACCUUUGCGGAGAAAGACGGCUACCCCAGCGCCAGUUUGACAGCCGAAAUGCAUCACCAACUAGAGCAGUGGCGCGCAAACCUCCCACCGUCGCUCCAAUUCUCCGACACCGACAACGCAAGUGACUCGCCCAGCCCUGCACACGUCAUCGCGAAGGCCAUGCUGCGAAGUCGCUACCUCGUCGCUAAGUUCCACAUCGGCCGUCCGUUCCUCUACAAAGCGCUGCAUGCACCAGCGUACACCAGUGAUGCAGAGUACAACAAGGUGCGCGAGGGUCUGCGCGGUGGGAUGUACUGGCCAACUACCAUGGGUCUUUGCACGCAAAUGUUGUCAGCUCUACCAAUCAAGUUUGGGUGGUGUUGUCAGUGCUUUGGACAGGUGCUAUUGUUUCACGCCGUAGCGCAGUCGCCAGACCCAAGAUUACGAGAAACGCUGCCGGAAGGAUGGCGCGAGUGGGUAGGUAUCAUGAUGAGCCUGAUCGAGAGUUGUGCGAGAAGCAGUCCUGGUAUUGCAAAGGACUACGAGCUAUUGCGCUUGUUGGACGCCUAG